Rhodofomes roseus is the source of this 518-nucleotide messenger RNA. RefSeq lists its product as uncharacterized. Lineage: Eukaryota; Fungi; Basidiomycota; Agaricomycetes; Polyporales; Fomitopsidaceae. The transcript has 3 exons. The coding region runs from base 91 to 378 and encodes 95 amino acids. The record is from RefSeq and is a predicted model, not a curated record.
GCCAAAAAAGCUGCGCACAACAUACUCGUCUGAUGCGGAAGUGACGUCUCUUUCGAUUGCUUUCGAGCAUUGUCACGAUGGAGAGCGGGAAUGGGGUCCUCUUUCAUCAGUCCCGCCGUUCUCUCGUGUCUUCCAGGGGUACUCCUUUCAUCCAGUUCAGAGCCCCUCCAAUCGCAAGACCUCCAGGUGUCCCGGGUGAUGAUCGGACCUAACUCCCGGACCCACUGUUCCGCUGCCCUCGCGGCCGACGGUGAUGCAAAUACAGGUUGCUGUGUGAGUGCCAUAUCGUCACUAGCUAUUCGCCGAUCAGUUCAGUCUGGCCGACGUGUAGGAUGUGGCCCUCCCUGUCUCCGUCGGGCUGUCACGGGUACUCUAUGAGUGCAAACGCAGGGCUUUCGUCUCUAUAUGAUUCCCUGAAGGUGCCUUGAAGUCUGCCGUCUCUCUGUAUUCCCAAGCCCGGCUCCGCAUUAGAUUGGCGCCGGAAUAUGUUCUGCCAGGCACGACAGAGCGGUGCGGCG